Molecule: messenger RNA, 2016 nt
Organism: Jatropha curcas
Lineage: Eukaryota; Viridiplantae; Streptophyta; Magnoliopsida; Malpighiales; Euphorbiaceae
Product: endoglucanase 2
Biological process (GO): carbohydrate metabolic process
Molecular function (GO): hydrolase activity, hydrolyzing O-glycosyl compounds
Source: RefSeq, a predicted model, not a curated record
UGUCGGUGCGCAAAAAUAACCACCACAUUCCAGUAAUAAUCGUACCAACACAAAGUCCGAUUCCCCUCCGGUCCGAUUUGGUCCCGAUCUAACUUAAUCAAUCAUUCCUUAAUUAGGAUUUUUUGUGCUUAAAAUAAGCUACAUUUUGUUAAAGCCAUCCUCAAACAUAACAAAGAGUUGCAGAUACCCAUUGGAGCUUCUGCAUCUCUAAACUAAAGGAAUCUUCUUUUUCUCUAAAACCUAGUUGCAUUCUCGCUUUAUAUAUGAUAGAUCUAGACCUUAAAGGUUGUUCUCAAUAGGAUUUUUCAGUGAUAUAAGGUCGCAUUGUUCAAAAUGGGGAAGAAAUCGCGUUCCAGAGGGUGCUUCGGGUGGUUUAUUGUGGCAAUAGUAUUGGCAGUGGUUGUCGCGGCCGUUGUUUACACAGUUAAAAAGAAAAUUCAUAAAUCCGAUGACGCAGGUGCUGUUCCUGGGCCUCCUGGCGCCAUCGAUAAGAAGUAUGCCGAUGCUCUCAAAGUCGCAAUGCAAUUCUUCGAUGUGCAAAAAUCUGGUAAUUUGGAGGAUAACGAGAUAUCUUGGAGAGGGGAUUCGGGAAUUAACGAUGGGAGUCAAGCGAAAGUGGACCUGUCAAAAGGAAUGUAUGAUGCUGGAGAUCAUAUGAAGUUUGGUUUUCCGAUGGCUUUUACUGCCACAGUGUUGUCUUGGGCUAUUCUCGAGUAUGGAGAUCAGAUGGAUGCUGUUAAUCAGUUGGAACCUGCUAAAGAUUCCCUUAAGUGGAUCACUGACUACCUUGUUAAUGCUCAUGCUUCAGCUAAUGUGCUCUACAUUCAGGUUGGUGACCCUAAGACAGACCACGGCUGUUGGGAUAGGCCUGAGGACAUGACUGAGAAGAGACCUGUUACUCAGGUGAACACAUCUUCUCCAGGAACAGAGGUUGCAGCUGAAACCGCAGCUGCAAUGGCUUCAGCAUCACUGGUGUUUUUGAAAAGUGACUCCACAUAUUCAAGCACUCUCCUUGAGCAUGCUAAACAAUUGUUUAGUUUUGCUGAUAAACAUAGAGGUUCCUAUAGUAAAAGCAUCCCCGAAGUCCAGACCUAUUACAAUUCAACAGGAUAUGGGGAUGAGCUCCUAUGGGCAGCCAGCUGGCUCUUCCAUGCAACAGGGGAUAAAACAUACCUUCAAUAUGUAACUGGGGAAAAUGGAGAUUCCUUUGCAGAUUGGGGAAGUCCGACUUGGUUUAGCUGGGACAAUAAGCUGGCAGGAGUUCAGGUUCUGUUGUCCAGAUUAACCUUCUUUGGUUCGAGCGCCUCAAACUCAGGUCUUCAAAAAUACAGGAAAACAGCUGAAGCUGUUAUGUGUGGCCUUAUACCAGACUCGCCGACAGCCACAACCAACAGAACUGAGAGUGGCCUUAUAUGGGUUAGUGAAUGGAAUGCCCUGCAACAUCCUGUUGCUUCUGCAUUUUUAGCUGCUCUUUAUAGUGACUACAUGCUUACAUCAAGGACUAAAGAGCUAUCAUGCAGUGGAGAAUCAUACAAACCAUCAGAUCUUCGGAAGUUUGCCAAAUCCCAGGCUGAUUAUGUCUUGGGGAAGAAUCCUAUGAAAAUGAGCUAUCUAGUUGGAUAUGGUGAUAAGUACCCACAAUAUGUUCACCAUAGGGGAGCUUCAAUCCCAGCUGAUGCAACAACUGGGUGCAAGGAUGGCUGGAAAUGGCUCGAGUCAGAGGACCCCAAUCCCAAUGUAGCUACCGGAGCACUUGUGGGCGGACCUUUCCAAAAUGAAUCAUUUGUUGAUUCUCGAAACAACUCGAAGCAAGGAGAACCAAGCACAUAUAACAGUGCAGUCAUUGUUGGGCUGCUCUCAAGUCUGGUCACCACCUCUUCAGCAGUUACAUCCUUAAAUGCGUAGUUACACGCUGUUUGUAUUAUAUGUAUCUGUAACCUGAAACCUGUAAGUGUUAUUUGUUUCCCCUGCAAAAUUUAAGUUGGCAUCUUAAAUAUAUAGUUUUUUUUUUUUUUU